AUUAAUUAGUUUUGAUCCUCACCACAUGAUAUGAUGAGGAGGCCAGACACUUCUGGUCCUCCUCCUCCUUCCAAGCAUGGAGAGACCGGUGUUUAUAAGCUGAGGAAGGGUUUAUGGUCUCCUGAGGAAGAUGACAAGCUCGUGCACUAUAUGCUGAGUAAUGGCCAGGGUUGCUGGACCGACGUAGCUCGAAAUGCAGGCUUGCAGAGAUGCGGGAAGAGUUGUCGUCUUCGGUGGAUAAACUAUCUCCGUCCCGAUCUCAAGCGUGGCGCUUUCUCGAUCGAGGAGGAGGAGCUCAUCGUUCACCUGCAUUCCAUUCUUGGCAACAGAUGGUCUCAAAUUGCAGCUCGGUUGCCAGGCCGCACAGACAAUGAGAUAAAGAAUUUCUGGAACUCUACCAUAAAAAAGAGAUUAAAGAACUCAUUGCAGCCAUCUCCUUCCAACCAUGAUAAAAAAUCUCCGCCGGAUGCCAAUAAGGAGCUUAUUAAAGAGGACAUCAUGUUCAUGCGCAUGAACUCAUCAGCAUCGUCUUCUUCUUCUUCAAUGCAAGCUUUUCCUCUGAACACUAACUACAACUUAUUUCCAUUCCCUGGUACAACUGCAAAUGACUGCUUCAUCAACAUGACUUCAAGCUUGCUGCACGAUAAUGGCAUGUAUGAUGAUGGUAAUGCUCAUGAUUUCAUGGCCAUGGAUGGUGGUCUUAUGGUAGAAGAAGGUUAUGAUCAUUACUUUGUUCCUCCAUUGGAGAGUGCAAGUCAAGAAGAGAAUGGUGCCAACUUAGAUUAUGCAUAUCAUAAUUAUUCAAGAAAUAUUGGGGAAAUUAAUUCCAACAUGAUCAAUCAUAAUGAUCAUAAUGAUACUAAAAAUAGUAUCAAAGACAAUCACUUUGUUGCUAGUCAUAAAAUGUGGGAGGAGGGUUAUGAAAGCAUGAGGGUUGGAGAGUGGUCUUUAGAAGAUUUGAUAGAGGAUGUCUCUCACUUUCCUUUGCUUGGUUUUCAAGUUGAAUAAUUGAGCCUUCCAAGUUCAUAUAUAGUCAUGGAAAAUAUCCUCCCCCUACCAUAUGUUCAUCAUUUUAUUCUUUUUUCAUGUC
Messenger RNA from Phalaenopsis equestris, 1090 nucleotides. Its product is annotated as transcription factor MYB46-like. NCBI's taxonomy places the organism in Eukaryota, Viridiplantae, Streptophyta, Magnoliopsida, Asparagales, Orchidaceae. The record is from RefSeq and is a predicted model, not a curated record. Bases 31 to 1008 code for a protein of 325 amino acids. The transcript has 2 exons.